AUCAGCUAAAGGGAGUGUCUCGAAUAUUUUCAACGGGUCGGUAUACCUGUCAAACUUAUCUUUUAUAUUUCAUUAUUUUCGAAAUAUAAUCAUGGAUCCAGCUGUCUUCCCCGAGGAAAUAUGGAUUAAAAUUCUUUUAUACUGUGAUGUGCCUGACAUUAUUGCCUUCGGGAGCACCUGUAAAUACCUCAGGAAAACAUCGGACACCGAUUACUUGUGGAAAAUCAAAUGGCUGCAGCUCAUAUCCAAAGUACAAUUCAAAUUUCCUGACAUGAAAUGUCUCCAGUUACUAAGCGUUAGUUUUAAGGCGAUGUGCUACCGACUUCACAUGGUAGUGACGCUGGGAGAGAGCGUUCCAUUCCCUAAGUGCUACCACUGCAGUGGUUACACGUGUCAAAGGAACUGCGUCGAAGGUUCGAGUUCAAAGGUGGUCAUCGAGAUCGGGAACAAAUACACGUGGGUCAUAACGCCUCAUUUUGGUUUAAGACGGCAUUUCUCUAUGUUUGGCAUACCGAAAUGCAACACGGCCAACGCAGAGGUGCAAACACAGGCACCAAGCAUAGCGAGCAGUAGCAGCAGGUUAAAAACUGAUGCAAAAUCAAUUGCCAAAAAGCUGAAACUGGUGAGGCUAUCCGAGCUAGCAACGGCAAAAAUUCCACGACCCAGUGGACCGUUUUGCGUAUUUUGCAAUCCGGUUAAAUUGUAUCGCGAGAAAAAACGCCUCGCAUCGCACCAGAAUGAUGUACAAAAAUACUCUAGUACAAAUCCUAUUUAUCAAAAAUUAUUGAAUGGAUAUUGUGCAGACACCAUUGAGGUUCUCGGAAUUCCUAACGUCGAUGUUGUUAGUCCAGCAGAAGCCCUCUUAAGCGAUGGAACUUUUUCGGUGCUAAAGACUUUCGUCGAUCACUUGUUUCACCAGAUGGGUUUAACGGCGACACUGAGAAAGCCAAACGCUGUACUUAUGUUCUGCGAACCACUCGCCAUGCAUCCAUUACUCAGAAAACAGCUACUUCAUUACUUAUUUCAAGAGGUCAAAGUUGCUAGGGUAUGUUUAGUUCCAAAACCCUUGGCUGCUUGCGCAAUGCUCGAUGUGGAGACUUGCGUUGUAGUAGAUAGCGGUGCUCUGAGUACAACAGUUGCUGUUGUCAUCGGAGGAAGGGUGAUGCCUGAUCGGUGGCGUCUAUUGCCUGUCGGUGGAUAUCACGUAGCCCAUCAUUUAAAACAAGCGAUGCAUUGGCAGCCAAAAGAAUACCAUCAGAUUCCUGUAUCUUAUUUGGACACUAUGGCUGUCAAGGAGAGAUGCAGAUUGAGCUACAACAUUGAAAAUGAAGAACGGAAAAGAGGGCCAACCAGAAGAGAACACAUCAAUCUUAGGGUUGAUAGUUACGCAGAUUACAAACAGUUUUGGAGAGUAUCGCUGGGUUCUGAGCUUUACAUCGCACCUGAGAUGAUGUACGUUAGCCUUGGGCUCCCCGAAGUGAUCAAGGAAGUGACUAUGGGCCUUUCGGAAGAACUGACCCAGGAUUGUCUAUCCCAUAUUCUGUUGACCGGAGGUAACACUGAUUUGGCGGGAUUUGACCUCAGGCUAUCUAAAGAUUUGCGCGAAUUACUUCCGGAGCACAGUCCAAUUUUGGAGGUCAGAAGCUGCCCAGGAACUCACAGCUGGAAUGUGGCUAUGGGAUCAACUUACGUACCUUUGGCCGUACAUCCUGACAAAACGCCACCAGAAUAUGUGGAAGGGAAUCCAUUCUGGUUAUCGCGGGAAGAGUACGUCUUAUUUGGAUGUGAAUCGCUUGAAUAGUAACAAAGUAGCAAAGUGGGAGAUAGAUAUCAAUGACGAAUGAUUCAAGUCAUGAAUACUAGUACCUUAGCAAUGAUUAUGCAAAUUAGCAAACCAGUACAUAUGUCAAGACGUAAUAUCAGGAAGAGAAAUGUUACCAGUGUCAAGUAUAUUCUAUUCCUAUAUUGUCUAUCAACUCGCAAGGUAUGAAUUCUCUUAUAAUAUUAUAAUAAUGUUAAAUUAACUAGAAUGACUUUAUACAUUAUUGAAUGCAUGUAUGUUGUACGGUUUUGAAUAUGCCUGCACAUUAUCGUGUAACCGGCGUCACAUAUUUCAUCUAAUUUCUUCAUAUAUUUUAACAGACUAACUCACCAGAUACCAACUCGAAAAAUUCUUUGCAAAUUAACCUUAUUCAAAUAGUAAAUCAACAAUAAGCAAACUUGCACUUGUAAAACUAUUUUAACAUAACUCUGUUGCAUUAUAAUACAUUCUGAACCAAAUAAGAAUACUUAAUUUCAGAAUGAACGUAUGAAAUUUGAAACUUUUUAACUAUAAUAAUAUUUGAUAUAUAUGAGAAGUUUAAAAUGUUAUUCUAGCUUCCCCGCUCAUGAUACCUGCAGGAACUUCAGAAUUUCUUAUUUCACCAGAUUCUGAAUUCGAGGUUCAACUAAAGAUUGAUAAAAUUACAACUAGAUGAAAAUGAGAAUCUAAUCUGAUUGAAAUGUGGAAUGAACGGUUUCACUGCCUUAUUUCACUAUGCUAAAUUUAUUACUUAUGUAUCUCUGGCAAGUGUUCAACACGCUAUUACAUGACACAAGACUGGGAGAUGUUAUACAGAUGUCAAAAAUUUAGCAAUGAAAAUCUUUAAAACUUUUACUACUUGGUAAAGUUUUCUACGCGCAAUAAAUAGUUUAAUUUUAAUAUGUUACUGCAUCUCUUAUCUCUCCGCUAUAUUCUUUCUUUAAUUCACAUUGAAGAAUGAUAUGGAAAAAGGAAAGUGUGAUCAAAACAACUAGUAUCAUUUAAUUUUGCGCGUUAAAUGAAUUUUAAACUUGCAAUAGUAUUCCGAAGAAUGUCAUUUGUUAUUUCGUAAAUUUAUAUUGGAUUUUUUGCCAAAAAAAAAAAACAAACAAAAAAGCAACACAAUAACGUGCGUGUGUGUGUAUAUAUAUAUAUAUAUAUACAUAAAUGUAUGUAUGUAUGUAGAGAUUUUUCUAGUCACCAUAAACCUACCUAGAACAUUAAGAACAGAGUAUACUUCCAAAAUAGUAAUAUAUACGUAUACAUAUGAUAUAUAUGUAUUGAGUAAUAAUUAGUAAUGAUAAUUAAUUGAGAAAAAGUAAUAAUAUAUUAAACUCAUGAGUCUCUCGUUUAUAGGUUUAUACAAAGUAAGAACAAAGAAGUAAUUGUUAUAAUAAUUUAUACGUCAAGUUUCAUAAUAUUUAUUAAUAAUGACUAUACCUAAUAAUGCUGCUUAUGAUGAGGUAUAAAAUAUAAUUAAUAUUAGUUCACAGCAACGAGCUCAAUGAACAUAUUUUGUUACAUAUUAUAGCAGAUUUUUAUCAGCUUACUAUAUAAUUCCAUCAAUACAAAAUAUUUUCGAUAAGAUAUUGUACAAUUUAAUGAUAAGUUUAUUGAAUUUUACUAGCACAAUGUUGAUUUUUUUUUUUUUUUUUUUUUAACCAUACUUUUUCUUCUCUUCAGGUAGUUCCUUAAACGACUAAAACCUUGAAGGAACUCACAGCACUAAAGCUGCAUUUCUUUUCUAUAAUGUGUAACAAGUUCAUCAUUCCAGUUAUAAUUUCUUCAAUAUCGAUAUCUUAAAAUAUUUCAUUACCGCAACGAACGAGAAUUCGUACUCGGUGAUUCAGUCUCUGUAUUUAUUUUAAGGCUGUACAUUUGGUAACUUGUUGUGAUUUCCUUCAUAGAUUAUUCAUAAUGUGAAUGUUCUCAACAUUCAAAUUUGUAUUAUAAUCAGUGGUCUGCUACAGAUGUGAACAAAGGAUAAUAUACCAACAUCAAUAUAGAAUCAGCUCUAUCUAUUUAAGAAAAAACAGUUUCACACCUGAAUUCUAACAAUCUAAAAUGUCAGUGAAAGUGGAUGAAAAGAAGAAAAAUUGUUAAAUAAUUAUUCAUUUCUCAUCAGUUUUUACAAAAUAUUUAUGUAUAAUCCUGUAAUUAUUGUUGCUUGGCACAAGUUUUUAUCCGAUGGAAAAAUAAAUAAAUAAGUACAUGUGAGUGAAAGGGAUAUGUUAUGAAAUUAUAUCGACACAUUUAAGCUUGUCGUACGCUCAAGCUUUUAUAAUUUUAACAUUUAAUUUUGUUAAAUUAUGUAAAUAACAAGAGAAACACAUUUAUUCAAUAAUUUAUUUCACCACACUUUACAUCAAGAAGUCUCGUUAUAUUAUAGAUAAAAUAAAAUACAACGGCAUGCGUACGAUACACAUAUCCAUAUAUAUUUAUGUUUACACAUACGCACAUGUAUAUGUUUGUGCAUAUAUAUACAUAUGUAUGUAUACGCACACAAUAUUUACACACGCGCACACAAAUGCCUGUGUUUCUAUCGAUGUAUACUAUUUACGACUGUAUAUUUUGUGAAUUUUUUUUUUUUUUUUCUGUCCCAAGAAUAGAAAGCCAAUAAAAAAAAAUAGUUUUAUAAAACUUUUUUUCUAAUCGUUCUAUAUUUUAUCAACUCUCGUUUCCGCUUUAUACUCUUAAGAAUUAUUUCUUCAUCGUUCAGUCCAAAAUAUUAGCGCUUUUUAAUUUGUUCAUACUAAUUGAAUAGUAGCAAUAGAAUUAAUGAAAAUUACAGAUUCGAAUUGUUACAAAUCUGACAAAUAAGUAAAUAACGAAUUGCAUACUCGUUAGAUAAACUGUAAAAACCUUUGGCUAAAUGUGGUAAUAGUUAUUCAUAUCAUUUGAAAAGAAACAUUAUUAUACAUGGUAAUAAUAGAAGAUAUAUUUUUUACUCUAUAAUCUGUGACGUGCAGGUUUAUGACCCAUGAUAAUCACUCUUGCAAUUUAAAUUUACUCCGAUGAUAAAAAAUACGACCGGAAUACAAGAGCGAGGCAAAAGCCUGUUGGAGAUCAUAAAGGCAAGGUACGUACAUCGUGAUUGACAAAUGACUUUAUGCAAAUCACUCAAUCAGUACAAUCUUAUCCUAUGUUACUAACAGUUAAUCGUUUAUUUUACUUACUUUAAUUUUUUUUUUUUUGGUAUCAGGUCAAACCACCCAAGCCACUGAACGUCAAUCUUUGCUAAAUAUCGAUCGUAUCGAUAGACCCGUGUGUUUAUGAACUGUUACACUUGAUCGCUAUGAUUUGAGGCCAUAGUUGCAUUUUAAAAAUUUGCAACGGAACGAAAAAACUACAUGCGAAUCUCCGCGAAAAUGUAUUAUUUUUCUUAAUUUACUUGGGUAUUUCAAGUUCGACAAAAUUAAUGAAAAUAAUGGACUCAAUGGGUAUACAUAAAUAUAAAUAUCACGUUUUAAUUUGAUAGAAAAUGUGAACGGUUAAGAAUCUGUACAAAAAUGACGUUUCAAAGAUUCUGUCAUAUUUAAAUUCAAGAAGCAUGUAUGCUAGAACUAGAAAUUUGAAGUACAAACAACGUAUUUUAUGACAAGUUCGCUAUUAGAAAUG
Molecule: messenger RNA, 5419 nt
Organism: Neodiprion virginianus
Lineage: Eukaryota; Metazoa; Arthropoda; Insecta; Hymenoptera; Diprionidae
Product: actin-related protein 2-like
Exons: 5
Coding region: 92-1801 (569 amino acids)
Molecular function (GO): protein binding
Source: RefSeq, a predicted model, not a curated record